UUAUCCAAAACCCUCACUCUCGUCUUCUCCACUAAACCCCGGCCACGAUGGCCACCCCUUCCACCUCCGCCUCCACGGCCGCCUCCUCCGCAUUCCCCCUCACUACUGCUGCGCGCUUCCCUCGCGCCUCCACCUCCGGCACCCGCAUCCCCGCCCUCGCUGAGCGGCGCCGUACGCGGCGGCGGCGACUACCCGAAGGGAGCGGCGGCGACCGCUCGGCGGCCGCGGGGGCAGUGGAGAAGGGCCUGCGCCUGGCCUUCUUGGAGCAGCUCGCAGAGCGCGCCCGCGCCGCCGACGCCCUCGGCGUCGCGGACACCAUCUACGACAUGGUCGCCGCAGGCCUCUCGCCCGGGCCCCGUUCCUUCCACGGGCUCGUCGCCGCACACGCCCUCGCUGGCGACGCCGAAGGCGCUAUGCAAACUCUUAGGAGGGAGCUAAGUUCCGGUGUGCGUCCUUUACAUGAAACUUUUGUGGCUCUAGUCCGUGUCUUUGCCAAGAAGGGUCUUUCUACCAGGGCGAUGGAGAUUCUUGCUGCUAUGGAGAGAUAUAAGUAUGAUAUUCGCAAGGCUUGGCUAGUUCUUGUAGAGGAGCUAGUCAGGAACCAUUAUCUGGAGGACGCCAAUACAGUAUUUCUGAAAGGAGCAAAAGGUGGUUUACAAGGAACUGAUGAUCUUUACGAUCUUUUGAUUGAAGAAGAUUGUAAAGCUGGAGACCACUCCAAUGCGCUAACAGUUGCAUACCAAAUGGAGGCUGCUGGAAGAAUGGCAACCACAUUCCAUUUUAAUUGCCUUCUCAGUGUGCAGGCUACGUGUGGAAUUCCUGAAAUUGCAUUUUCAACUUAUGAAAACAUGGAAUAUGGAGGUGAAGAUUACAUGAAACCUGAUACCGAGUCUUAUAAUUGGGUUAUACAGGCAUUUACUAGAGCUACGUCCCAUGAUAGGGCACCAGAUGUGGCAGAGCUACUCGGGAUGAUGGUGGAAGACUACAAACGUGUUCAGCCUAAUGCAAGAACUUAUGCGUUGUUAGUGGAAUGCUUUACAAAGUACUGUAUGGUCAAUGAAGCAAUCAGGCAUUUUCGUGCUUUACGGAGAAUUCCUGGAGGAACAAAAGUUCUGUACAAUGCAGGGAAUUGCGGCGAUCCACUUUCUCUCUAUCUACGUUCACUGUGCCUCGACGGAAGAGCUGAUGAGUUGCUUGAGGCCUUAGAAGCAAUGGCUGACGAUAACCAGACUAUUGCACCUCGAGCAAUGAUUUUAAACCGAAAAUACCGCACAUUGGUGAGCUCCUGGAUAGAACCAUUACAAGAAGAAGCUGAUGUUGGCUUCGACAUUGAUUAUGUAGCCAGGUAUAUUGAAGAAGGAGGUCUUACAGGUGAGCGCAAACGUUGGGUGCCUCGUAGAGGGAAAACUCCUCUAGAUCCAGAUGAAUUUGGUUUUGCCUAUUCAAAUCCAAUAGAGACAUCUUUUAAACUGCGGUGUUUUGAGGAAUUGAAGUUAUAUCACCGAAGACUCUUAAUUACACUGCGGAAUGAAGGCCCUGGUAUUUUAGGUGAUGUAUCUGAAGAUGAUGUACGAAGAGUAGUCGAAAGAUUAAAGAAAUUAGUUGUAGGGCCAAAGAAGAAUGUUGUUAAGCCCAAGGCAGCGAGCAAAAUGGUAGUAGCUGAAUUGAAAAUCGAGCUGGAGGCGCAAGGGUUACCUACAGAUGGAACUAGACAAGUACUUUACCAGCGAGUUCAAAAGGCCAGGCGAAUUAAUCGCUCACGUGGUAUACCGCUUUGGGUUCCUCCUGUGGAAGAUGACGAAGUGGUCGACGAAGAGUUAGAUGAAAUGAUCUCACGAAUCAAGCUAGAAGAUGGAAAUACAGAGUUCUGGAAACGGCGUUUUCUGGGAGAAACUCGAAACCAUCUUUGUGAAGAAGAUAGCAAAGAAGACCCAGAUUUUGAUGAUGAGUUAGAUGAGGACGACGACGAUGAUGAUGACGACGAUUCCGCCAAAGAAGCAGAUGAAGAUGAGAUAGAUGAUGAGGUCAUUGACCGAACGGAAAAUCAAGCUGGUGAUGACGAGACCAAGGACAAACCAGCGAAAGGACCCAAUCAGCAUCUUCAAAUGAUAGGAGUCCAGUUAUUGAAGGAUCUAGAGAAGACAUCUGGUUCAACAAAGAAAUUAAAAAAAAUACCUGAGAUUGAUGAUGACGAAGAUUGGUUUCCUGAAGAUCCAAUUGAAGCUUUCAAGGUUAUGCGCGAGACAAGAAUGUUUAACGUGGCAGAUAUGUAUACUACCGCGGAUGCCUGGGGAUGGACAUGGGAGAGAGAGCUAAAGAAAAAGAUGCCACGCAGAUGGUCACAGGAAUGGGAGGUUGAGUUAGCUAUCAAGAUAAUGAAUAAGGUAAUAGAGCUGGGUGGUAGUCCGACUAUUGGAGAUUGUGCCAUUAUACUGCGCGCAGCAAUGAGAGCUCCAGUCCCCUCUGCUUUUAUUACAAUAUUGCAAACAACACAUAGCCUGGGCCAUAAAUUUGGAAGCCCAUUGUACGACGAGGUAAUCUUGCUGUGCCUUGAUCUGGAGGAGAUGGAUGCGGCCAUCGCCGUGGUCGCAGAAAUGGAGACAAAUGGAAUUAAGGUCCUGGAUGAGACCUUGGACAGGGUUCUUGCAGCCAAACAAAUCGGGAACGGGAACUCUGCGCUCCAACCACCAGCCGAGUAGCAGCCCUGUUUUGAGUUUGAACUCGGGAGCCCUCUGCAGCCGUGAUCUGGCGAUCUGAUCUAUUACACGGAAAUCACUCAGCUCCAUACCAUUGAUAGGCCUGAGCUUGCCUCGUGAAAUUUUGAUGGCGACAAGGGAGUUGCUGCAUGUGCAGAUGGAGGAAAGCUCAGCGAACGCUUUUGCGUUGCUUGAUCCCCCGUCCGUGUCAACUUUGGUCUAGUCACCGUGUGUUGUACGAUGUAUCUAAAGAUGACAGACAGUUUCAAUAGAGGAAACAAAAUGUGCUUUCCUUUUCCUAA
This is a messenger RNA of Aegilops tauschii subsp. strangulata, 2998 nucleotides long. RefSeq lists its product as uncharacterized. Gene Ontology annotation, molecular function: protein binding. The record is from RefSeq and is a predicted model, not a curated record. Lineage: Eukaryota; Viridiplantae; Streptophyta; Magnoliopsida; Poales; Poaceae.